AUGUGUAAAAUUCAUAGUACAAACAAGCCAUUGAUAGGAGGUCCUCCACUCUCUCCUAUUGCAUUAAUGAAUAUACCAGAUGAUAGACCAAAAAUAUCUGAAUUGAUAGAGUUUCAUGAGUUAUUGAUCAAAGGACAACUGAAGGGAUCCUUACAACUGCUUGAUGCUGAUACUAUAAGAAAGAUUAGAAAUGCUGUUAAUGAUCAUGAAGGAAUGUCUCUUCUUAUAAGAGCUUUUGAAGAACAUCCAACACUGCUAUAUAAAAUGAGAGUAGCUACUAGAAAAAUAAAAGGUUCAUCACUAAAGACACUAAAGUCUCCUCCCCCAGUAGCACUUAAUAAACCAAGAUCAUUAUCACAAAGCGAACGAUCUCAACCAUUGUCAACAGCAAAAAAAACACGACCACUUUCACAAACCACACAAUAUCCACCAACAGCACCUAAGCCAAGUCAAUCUCAAGAUUUAUCAUCAGCUCCACAUGAUCCAACAGCAACAGUACUGCAAGUUAAGGAGGGGAAGAAAGAUCCAUCAUCAUUCAAACCAAUGGAAGGAUCAAUGUCACCAGAAUACAUUACAAUGAAAGAGAUGUUAGCUGAUCUUGUUGAUCUGUUGGCAGGAAAUGCUCCAGCUAUUUCUCAGUUAAGUAAUCAUCUCUUUUCAUCUGAUCUUAUUCCUAAAGCAGUACAUGUUACUGUUGAAAGUACUGCAGGACUCAGUCCUUAUGAUAGAGCUAAUAAAAUAUUCUCUUCAGUACUAGCAACACUUGAGUGUCAUCCUAAUCCUAACAGUGUGUUCUCUUCUCUCAUUACGUCACUACAGAAAGUAGAGCUUAAGAACAUGGCAUCUAAACUAAUGGAAAAUUUAAAAAUGAAAGGUGGUCAUGUUGAUCCUAAUCUAGAGCAGCAACCAUCAGUCAGUAAGGGACCACUUCAACCAGUGGAUGUCACUGCACAAUCUCACACACCACAACCAACAAUCACUCAAUCACAAUCAUCUACUCCUACUACUGUCAUUGAGCUCAGUUCGAAGAGUGAAGUUGCCGCCAAUAUUGAAAGUCUUCAUUCUCGUUUUGCAUCUCUUGAUUCUGAUAUAAGAGAUGAGUUUGAGGAGCUGGUGAACAAGGGUAAAGCAAAUCUUAAAGCUGUAGCUAGGAGUGCAGCAGCUUAUUUAAGCAUUAAACUAUCCAGUUUAAAAUAUGGCGACGUUGAUGAAUUAUUUGAUUCUCUUCAGCCUCAUUAUGAUUUCUUCAGUUGUGGUGGUGUUCUUAAACACUUAGCAAACAAAUAUCUUUUAAAUGCACAAACUGAGCUAACUCAAUACAUUGAUAGUGUUGAUAAAUUCUCAGAAUCAUCACAAUUGAAGCACAUACGAUCAACAAUCAAAGAAAAAUUGACAUCAAUACCAGCAGCAGCUUCACCAACCACUAGCGAUCAAACAAAACCAGUCGUUUUUAAACUGAAUGACAGAUGGGAAGAAAUGACAAUAAGUAAACUCAAGACAGUCCUCAAGCAUUACUUUGGAGUAACAUCAGAUCUCUUCAAUCACAUUAACUUCGAUUAUGGUUCAGUUGUUAUUACACUGUUAAUACCAACUUCACUAUCACAGUCUCUCAUUGAUACAAUUAAUAAAAAAACAAACUCAAUGAGUAGAUUAGGAAUAUUGGAAGUUGCUGUUGACAAUAAAGCAAUUCCUAUCAGAAGAGAAGAUGAUAACAAUUUUGAUGUUUCGCUCCAUGAUUCAGUUAAAGCUGGUGAUAGUUUUGAAGUAUCAAUGCUACUGCAGUUAGGAGCUGAUCCUAACAGUAAAGAUGAGAGAGGAAAGAGUGCAGUAGAGAUAGCUAAUGAAGGAGGACACACUCAAAUAAAAGAAAUACUAUUAACUGGUGGAGGUGAGUUAUUUGAUACUAAUAUUAAUACACAUCACACAUAA
This is a messenger RNA of Amphimedon queenslandica, 1929 nucleotides long. RefSeq lists its product as uncharacterized. Gene Ontology annotation, molecular function: protein binding. The record is from RefSeq and is a predicted model, not a curated record. Bases 1 to 1929 code for a protein of 642 amino acids. NCBI's taxonomy places the organism in Eukaryota, Metazoa, Porifera, Demospongiae, Haplosclerida, Niphatidae. The transcript has 4 exons.